AUCUAUCAUCCCUAAGAUGGGAACAGCUGAAGAAAAUGUAAAUCCACCAAAAACAAUUUUGAAAAAUUUUAAUUGAUAUGAAUGGAUUUAAAAAAUGUCGCGGCUGUUGUUGUGAUAUGCUCCAUACCAGCAAAUGCUAUAAUUUAAUGGAAACACCCGAAUUGGCCAAUAAGUUCUAUACGUGUACGAGUAUAAAUGUGUCGCAGGACGAAGUCGUGAAGGAUACGGAGCUGAUACCCAAAGAACUCUGUGAGAAAUGUUUCCUACAGCUAGAGGAGUUUUAUAGAUUUCGAAAAAUAUGCAUAGACGCGAACAAUAACUAUCGUGAACUGCGAUUACAGGUUAAGAAUAGGAAUCAAUCGGAAGGCGAAACUAAGAGAGUCAUGGGAAGUCAAGCUAUAGAAACUACUGAAAUGAUCCAGUAUGAUGGACAGCAAGGAGAAAAUCCGCCAGUGGAUGUGUCCUCUUUGGAGUUCAAAUGUUCCAUUUGUUCUAAAAGCUUCUCUAAUGAGCAUCCAUAUUUCGCUCACUUACGACAGCAUAAAGCUCAAAUGCCAUUUCCUUGCCCGGAGCCCAGUUGCCAUCGCGGUUUUAACCGUCGUAAUUUCCUACAGGAACAUGCGAAAGAGCACGAGGGCAAAGCUAUGAAGUGGUUUCAUUGCGAUCAGGAAAAUUGUCAUAAAGCCUAUCGUCACAAAGGCACUCUAGUCAUGCAUCAAAGGAAAUGCCAUCAACUGGGUCCAGAACUAGCAUCACACAUUUGCGAAUACUGUGGAAGAGCAUUUAAAUCCCUGACCUCACUCAACGAUCAUCGAUAUACGCACAAAGAUAAGUCUGAGAUGCCCUUUGCCUGCAAAGAGACGGACUGUUCACGUCGCUUCGCUACCAAGGAAAAACUCAAGGUACAUAUGAUGCGGCAUAAGGGAAUCAAAAAUUUCGCUUGUCCAUAUUGCGACAUGCGUAAGACCACCAGAAAUGAGCUAAAGAUCCAUAUAAAUUAUCAUACACUGGAAAGGACUUGGCCAUGUCGAUUUUGCUCUAAAGUAUGCAACAGUUCAGGCAAUCUUAAAAUGCACGUACGAACUGUCCAUGAGCGAGCCCGCGACUUUCCGUGCAGUUAUUGUGACAAGAGUUUCGCCAAGCCGGACACACGAAAAUAUCAUGAAAUGACACACACGGGUGAGAAGAAUUUCAAAUGCGAGGAGUGUGGCAAACGAUUCACCCAACCAGCAGCUUUGCGAACACAUCGCAGGACACAUCAGCGCAAAAAAGAGCCUGCAGAAGCUAUGGUAUUACCAGCUACAGAAGCUAUAGUAUUACCAGCUGCACAAGCAAUUGUAUUACCAACUGCUACUCUAUUACCACCUACCAUUUUAUAUGUUGCUAUAUAAUUAUCUCUACUAUUGUCACUAAGUAGAUAUUCCAUAUACAUAUAUACAAAAAAUACGAUCUCAUUUUAUUAGAAAUAAAACCAAAUUUAAUUUACGAUUA
Molecule: messenger RNA, 1491 nt
Organism: Drosophila willistoni
Lineage: Eukaryota; Metazoa; Arthropoda; Insecta; Diptera; Drosophilidae
Product: gastrula zinc finger protein XlCGF17.1
Exons: 2
Coding region: 78-1391 (437 amino acids)
Biological process (GO): regulation of transcription by RNA polymerase II
Cellular component (GO): nucleus
Molecular function (GO): DNA-binding transcription factor activity, RNA polymerase II-specific; zinc ion binding; RNA polymerase II transcription regulatory region sequence-specific DNA binding
Source: RefSeq, a predicted model, not a curated record